AUGUUAAAAUCACCAUUCUGCAUUGAUACUUUUGUUUUCGUUCUUCUACCAUCGUGUGACUAUCUAUUCUCUCACUCUCCCUGCCCCCUCUCUCUCUCUCUCUUUCUUUCUCUCUCUCUUCUUCUCUCUAUGUCCUUUUCUUUCUCUUCAUCUCUCUCCCCUUCUCUCACUCUUUCUCUCUAUCUCUCUCUGACUCUCUCUCUUCUCUCACUUUAUCCCUCUCUUUUUUCUCUCUCUUCCUCUCUUUCUUUCUCUCUCUCUUCUUCUCUCUCUUCUCUUCUCUUUCUUUCUUUCUUCUUCUAUGUCCUUGUCUUUCUCUUCCUCUCUCUCCUUUUCUCUCACUCUUUCUCUCUCUUCCUCUAUCUUACUUUCUCUCUCUUCCUCUCACUCUCUCACUUUCUCUAUCUUUUUUCUCUAUUCAUCCUCUCUCUUUUCUCUCUAUCCCUCUCUCUCACUUUCUCUCUCUGUUCCUCUCUCAAACUUUCUCUCCAUCUCUUUCUUUUCUUCUCUCUUUUUUUCUCGCUUUCUUUGCUCUUUCUUCCACUCCCCUUUUCUCUAUCUCUCUAUUUCCCUCUCUCCCUUUCUUUCUCAGUUUCUUUCUCUCUCUUCCUCUCUCUCUCUUCUUCUUUCUCUCACUUUAUUUCUCUAUUGCUCUCUUCUUCUUCUUCUUCUAUCUCACUUUCCUCCUCUUUCUUCCUCUCUUUCUCAACUCGUUUCUAUUUUCUCACAAACAUGGCCGAAUAUUUCCUUCUCUGUCGAGGACACACAUUCAGCCGACAGACACAUGUACACGUGGACACACGCAUUUAA
Messenger RNA from Acanthosepion pharaonis, 810 nucleotides. Lineage: Eukaryota; Metazoa; Mollusca; Cephalopoda; Sepiida; Sepiidae. The record is from the annotation of a GenBank genome assembly.